AACCAAAAAAAAAACAAAAAAAAACAAAACUUAGAAAAACAAAAAACAGAAAAAAAAAAAAAAAUGUCAUAUGGAUCAUACGACGAUGAUGCAAAGAGGAGAAAGAGAUACAUAAUUAUCUCUGUCUCCUCUGUUCUUUUAAUCUCUAUGGUUGUGGCUGUUACCAUAGGCGUUAGCGUCAACAAGAACGAAGGUGAAGAAGAAAUCACAACUUCUGUUAAAGCCAUUAAAGAAGUUUGUGCACCAACUGAUUACAAAAAGACUUGUGAAGAUACUCUAAGGAAAGAUGCACAGAACACAUCAGACCCUUUAGAGCUGGUGAAGACAGCGUUUAACGUGACAAUGAAGCAAAUAAGUGACGUGGCCAAGAAGUCACAAACUAUGAUUGAGCUACAAAAAGAUCCAAGGGCGAAGAUGGCCUUGGAUCAAUGCAAAGAGCUGAUGGAUUACGCAAUCGGUGAGCUUAGUAACUCGUUUGAGGAGUUAGGGAAGUUCGAGUUUCAUAAGAUAGACGAGGCUUUGGUUAAGCUGAGGCUUUGGCUUAGCGCUACGAUUAGUCAUGAGGAGACUUGUCUUGAAGGGUUUCAAGGGACACAAGGGGAUGCAGGGGAGACGAUUAAGAAGGCGUUGAAAACCGCGGUGCAGUUAACGCAUAACGGGCUUGCAAUGGUCAGCGAGAUGUCGAGUUACUUGGGACAAUUGCAGAUUCCGGAGAUGAGUAGUCGCCGGCUGCUGUCCCAAGAUUUUCCUUCGUGGAUGGAUGCGCGAGCGCGUAGGCUUUUGAAUGCUCCUAUGUCCGAGGUUAAACCAGAUAUAGUGGUAGCUCAGGACGGAAGCGGUCAGUACAAGACGAUCAACGAGGCAUUACUUAAUGUCCCGAAGAAGAAGAACACGACUUUUGUGGUUCACAUCAAAGGUGGAAUCUAUAAAGAAUACGUUCAGGUGAAUAGAAGCAUGACACAUCUUGUUUUCAUCGGUGAUGGUUCUGACAAAACUGUCAUUACCGGCGAUAAAAAUUACAAGGACGGUAUUACCACUUACAAAACCGCAACCGUUGCUAUUGUUGGAGACCAUUUCAUUGCUAAGAACAUUGGGUUUGAGAACACAGCAGGGCCAAUAAAACAUCAAGCGGUAGCGAUUAGGGUUCUAGCAGAUCAAUCGAUAUUCUACAACUGUAGAUUCGAUGGGUACCAAGACACUCUAUACGCACAUUCUCACCGUCAGUUUUACCGCGAUUGUACUAUUUCGGGCACAAUCGAUUUUCUCUUUGGAGAUGCAGCUGCGGUAUUUCAAAACUGUACUUUAUUGGUAAGAAAGCCACUCCCGAACCAAGCAUGCCCCAUUACUGCCCACGGACGUAAAGAUCCGCGUGAAUCCACAGGAUUCGUACUCCAAGGAUGUACCAUCGUUGGGGAACCAGAUUACUUGGCAGUCAAGGAAACCAGCAAAUCUUAUCUUGGAAGGCCAUGGAAAGAGUUUUCAAGAACUAUCAUCAUGAAUACAUUCAUCCCGGAUUUUAUCCCGCCCGAAGGAUGGCAACCAUGGCUUGGAAACUUUGGCCUUGAGACGCUUUUUUACUCAGAGGUGCGGAACAUUGGACCGGGUUCAGGUCUCACAAAACGAGUUACUUGGCCCGGAAUCAAGAAGUUGAGUGAAGAGGAAAUCCUUACAUUCACCCCAGCUCAAUACAUUCAAGGUGAUGCUUGGAUUCCAGGUAAAGGUGUACCAUACAUCCCUGGUCUUUUCUCUGGAAACAACUCAGCAACUGAUGCAACUAGCCCAGGUUCUUCCGAAACUAGUUCUAGUUCUAACACAACAGGGCCAUCAGCUUACCCUUCAACAGCAACUUCUCCUUCAAAUUCUCCACCAGCUGGUCAUCAUGGUGCUCCACCAGCCAGACCUUCCGCAGUAAUAUCUCCUUCAACUUCACCACCAGCUGGUCAUCAUGGUGCUCCACCAGCCACACCUUCAGCAGUAAUAUCUCCUUCAACUUCUCCACCAGCUGGUCAUCAUGGUUCCCCACAAGCUUCACCAACAACUGUAGUGUCUCCUUCAGCUUCACCACCAAGUGAUUAUCUUGGUUCUCUAUCAACUUCACCUUCAGUUUCUCCUUCAGCUUCUCCUUCUAUCUCUCCAUCGGCUUCGCCAAUAGUUUCUCCUUCAGCUUCUCCUACAGAGUCUCCAUCUGCUUCAUCGACAUCUCCAUCUAUGUCACCAUCAGAUUCUCCAGAAAGCUCGGUUGAGGUGGGAUCCGAAGACACAAUCUAACUAGAGAUGGAGUGUUUUAAAACAAAAGUUUAGAAGAAGAAAAAGGAAAUAUUUUGACAAAGCCUUUUUUGGUUUUAAUAUUGUGGCAAACCUUGAAAAAUUCGUCAGGUUCAGUAUUAUUGGUUUACCAAUUGAUGAGGUAACUAUGACUAGCUUUGUAAAUUCGUGUUAACUGGUCAUGUACUCAUGUAUAUAUAUGUUGUAAUUAAAUUUUAUAAA
This is a messenger RNA of Capsella rubella, 2487 nucleotides long. Its product is annotated as putative pectinesterase/pectinesterase inhibitor 28. Gene Ontology annotation, biological process: cell wall modification. The transcript has 2 exons. Gene Ontology annotation, molecular function: pectinesterase activity; pectinesterase inhibitor activity. Lineage: Eukaryota; Viridiplantae; Streptophyta; Magnoliopsida; Brassicales; Brassicaceae. Bases 64 to 2268 code for a protein of 734 amino acids. The record is from RefSeq and is a predicted model, not a curated record.